Brugia malayi is the source of this 807-nucleotide messenger RNA. It is a transcript of the gene Bma-ttc-1, whose product is annotated as TPR Domain containing protein. NCBI's taxonomy places the organism in Eukaryota, Metazoa, Nematoda, Chromadorea, Rhabditida, Onchocercidae. The coding region runs from base 1 to 807 and encodes 268 amino acids. The transcript has 6 exons. The record is from RefSeq and is a predicted model, not a curated record. Gene Ontology annotation, molecular function: protein binding.
AUGGCUGGCACGAGUAAAGCUGAUGAUGGUGGUGAUUUCACUAAAUCACUUGAUUCAUCUGCGAAAAAUGAUAUGACUGGCAUUAAUGCGAAGGUGGAAGAUAUUGGUGGCGAUGAUAUUGUGCACAAAGCGCUUAAUGACGGUAUUCAAGACAGAAGUAAUAAAGAUGGAAGUAAUACGCAGCAAAACGACAAAAAAAUAGGUGAAACGAAAAAAGAAGAAUUGGAGAAGCGUAAAGAACGAGAAGCAGCAUUGACCGAGGAGGAAUUAAACAAGCUUCGAGAAAAGUCUAAAGCUUUAAAAACUCAGGGGAAUGAUUAUUUUGGCCAAGGAUUUUGGUACGAAGCAGCACAUUUUUACACAAAAUCUUUGGAUACUUGUCCACUCAUAUACACUAGUGAUAGAGCAACAUAUUUGAGCAAUCGAGCUGCUGCACAUAUGAAACUCAGGGACUGGGAAAAAGCUAUUGAAGAUUGUAGUGAAGCGUUGGAAAUUGGUGCACCAAAUGAUAAGCCCUUAGAAAGACGUGCUCACUGUUAUGCUCAAUUGGAAGAGAAAUAUGAACAAGCCGUUGAAGACUUUGAAUCGUUAUUAAAAAUGUAUCCUGAAAGAAGGAAGGAUUAUGCCAAGAGAAUUGCUGAUUUAAAACAGGCAAUUGAUGAACGGAAUGAAAGGAUGAAGAAGGAAAUGAUUUCGAAACUGAAAGAUUUUGGAAAUAUGUGCUUGAAACCUUUUGGUUUAUCAACGGAUAACUUCGAAAUGGUGCAACAACCUGGUGGAGGAUAUUCGAUAAAUAUGAAAAAAUGA